CAAGUAGAAGAAGAAACAAGAAGAUGCUAACCUAACUUUUCAAUCAGCUGUCAAAAACCAAAACAUUGAAUUAGGUAACACAUUCAAAUCAAAUUUUUAUACAAUUAUGGCCUCAAUUUUAAGGCAACUAACGAAAACCCUUCGCAGUCCUACGAACAGGACUACAGUUGCCUUAAACUGGGCCCGUCUACAAAGCACAGAAGCAAGCAGUGCUCCUACUGAAGAAAUUAGACCUACCGUAAGGAAACAUGACCACUUGCAACGGUCACAAUUAAAGGAGUUUGGCAAAUAUGUGGCAGAAUGUUUGCCUAAAUAUGUUGAAAAGGUACAAAUUACUGGAGGUGAUGAGCUGGAGAUUCUAAUUGCCCCUGAGGGUGUACUUCCAGUGUUGCAAUUUUUGAAGGAUCAUCACAAUUGCCAGUUUUCCAAUUUGUCCGAUAUUGCUGGAAUGGAUGUUCCUUUACGCCCUUACAGGUUUGAGAUAAUCUACAACAUCCUAUCAGUUCGUUACAACUCAAGAAUUAGAGUUAAGACAUACACUGAUGAGCUGACCCCAGUUGACUCUUGCAACAACAUUUACAAGGCGGCAAAUUGGUACGAGAGGGAAAUCUGGGAUAUGUAUGGAGUCUUCUUUGCUAACCAUCCUGAUUUGAGAAGAAUUCUUACUGAUUAUGGUUUUGAGGGACAUCCAUUUAGGAAAGAUUUCCCAUUGAGUGGUUAUGUUGAAGUGAGAUAUGAUGAUGAAAAGAAGAGAGUUGUUGUUGAGCCUUUGGAAAUGGCACAAGAGUUCAGGAAAUUUGAUUUGUCUGCCCCUUGGGAGCAGUUCCCUCAGUUUAGAAAGAAAAACUUGCCUGCUCCUGAGGAAAUUAAAGCGGAAGAGAAAUAAGUUAAUUUUUGGUAAAAAGUGUAAGUUAACUUUGUUGAUUGAUGUAAUAAAGUUGUAAGUAAGAA
Molecule: messenger RNA, 951 nt
Organism: Anthonomus grandis grandis
Lineage: Eukaryota; Metazoa; Arthropoda; Insecta; Coleoptera; Curculionidae
Product: NADH dehydrogenase [ubiquinone] iron-sulfur protein 3, mitochondrial-like
Exons: 5
Coding region: 107-886 (259 amino acids)
Molecular function (GO): NADH dehydrogenase (ubiquinone) activity
Source: RefSeq, a predicted model, not a curated record